GACGCCAGCACCCAGUUCGCCUCGGGGCUGGACGCUGUGCCCCUCCUCCUGGCCGGAGCAUUCUCGGGACACCUUGCCCUGCGGGCCAGUCGGACGUCGGCACCAUGGAGCCUGCUGGCCCGAUGGGGCUGCUGAUUCUGCCGCUGCUCCUGCUGGGGACUGCGCUGCGGGGUGCUGCCCAGGCACCGGCAGGCAAUAAUGCGGAGAUUUGCCUGCUGCCCCCGGAUGAAGGGCCCUGUCGAGCCCGAAUCCCCAGUUACUACUACGACAGGUACACGCAGAGCUGCCACCAGUUCAUGUAUGGGGGCUGCGAGGGCAACGCCAACAAUUUCGAAACUCUGGCGGCCUGUGAUGAAGCUUGCUGGAGGAUAGAGAAAGUUCCCAAAAUUUGCCGGUUGGAAGUCAGUGAGAAACAGUGUAAAGAGUCCAGAGAAGAGUAUUUCUUCAACUUAAGUUCCAUGGCAUGUGAAAAAUUCACAUCUGGUGGGUGUCAAAGCAAUGAGAACCGGUUCCCGGAUGAAGCUACUUGUACGGAAUUCUGUGCACCAAAGAGAAGUCCAUCAUUUUGCUACAGUCCAAAAGAUGAGGGACUGUGCUCUGCCAAUGUGACUCGCUAUUAUUUUAAUCCAAGACACAAAAUCUGUGAGGCCUUCACCUAUACUGGCUGUGGAGGAAAUGACAAUAACUUUGUGAGCAUGCAGGACUGCAAGCAAGUUUGCACAAAAGCCUUGAAGAAGAAGAAGAAGAUUCAAAAACCUCUGUUUGCCAAUAGAAGCCCACAGAUUCGGAAGAGGCAGUUUUAACCUUUGUUCCCGUCUGUGAUCUGGUGCAUGUUGAGCGCCUUGGUGGCGAUACCGGAGGAACCAGCUGGUAGCACAAGGAAAUAAAGCAGCUGUGAUUUAUUCACCAGUUUGGUUUUUUUUUUUUUUUUUUAAUAUUCACCAGUUUUUAUUGAUACAAGUUACGUGUUAUAUUUGUGUAUUUUUCAUACAUAACUAGCAACUAUUCAAAUGUGAAUCUGUAUCAUUUUUAGGUUAUGGUUCAGCUUUUUUUUUUUUUUUAAUGGGAUUAAAAUUUUGUAGUGCUUAAAAAAAAAAAUAAAUAAAUAAAAGCAAAUGUGUUGACUUACACA
Molecule: messenger RNA, 1132 nt
Organism: Loxodonta africana (African savanna elephant)
Lineage: Eukaryota; Metazoa; Chordata; Mammalia; Proboscidea; Elephantidae
Gene: TFPI2
Product: tissue factor pathway inhibitor 2
Exons: 5
Coding region: 105-803 (232 amino acids)
Biological process (GO): negative regulation of peptidase activity
Cellular component (GO): extracellular region
Molecular function (GO): serine-type endopeptidase inhibitor activity
Source: RefSeq, a predicted model, not a curated record